This is a messenger RNA of Fundulus heteroclitus (mummichog), 1569 nucleotides long. Its product is annotated as kinesin-like protein KIF20B. Lineage: Eukaryota; Metazoa; Chordata; Actinopteri; Cyprinodontiformes; Fundulidae. The record is from RefSeq and is a predicted model, not a curated record. The coding region runs from base 186 to 845 and encodes 219 amino acids. The transcript has 8 exons.
UUGCGGGACAUCACCGUGUUGUUGUGUUUUGUCGAGUGAAAACUGCGUUUCAGCUGCUGCUUCAGUCUGGAGGAAAUCCUGAGCCGCUCGCUGUGGACAGAACAUGUGAAUCAACCCAGUGCAGCUGCUGUGAACAUCUGGACCUGGUGUCAGCAGAACCAGAGCUGGAGGCCAAGCAGCGGGUGAUGGAGGACAUGCGUCUGGCCCUGACUGAGCAGGAGGAGACCCAGGAGCAGAUGGAGCAGGUCCUGGAGGAGAAGAUGGGGCUCCUCCAGGAGCUCUCUGCUGAGGUAAACAGGCUGAAGGAGAAGGUGCUGCAGCAGAACCAGGGAGCCGGCGGGCCCUCAGAGGACCUGGACCUGGCCAAGGAUGAAGCUUCACGAGCUCAGGAGAGCUUAAAGAUCCUGACAGAGAAGAGCCAGGCUGAACGCAGGAGGUGGCAGGAGGAGAAGCUGUCUCUGAUUGGUCAAGCCAAAGAGGCAGAAGACAAGAGGAACCAGGAAAUGAGGAAGUUUGCAGAAGACCGAGAGCGCUACUGCCGCCAGCAGAGCCUCUUAGAGUCCAAGCUGCUGGAGAAGGAGGCGGCCAUGGAGAGCUGGAGGAAGGAGAGGGACGCCCUGGUUGCUGCCCUGGAGGUGCAGCUGCAGAAGCUGCUGUCCAGCCAAGCAGAGAAAGACAAAGUCAUCAAGGAGCUGAGUGAGCAGAGCUCAAAGCAGCCAGCAGAGGUCAGUGUGGCGCCACCGCUUCCUUCCUCCUACGUCCUGCUGUCUCCCGAUCUACGAGCAAACACCCGGAUCCCUCAUAAGCGCUCGGAGGAAGACGCUCCGCAGUCAUCUUUACGUUGACAACUGUCUGGACUACUUUGGCGAGCGAUCAUGUAUGCGUAUCCCGUGUUGCGUAAAACUCCUCAGGGUCGACUCCUGAUGGGGCCGACUGAGGAGGCAAAUAGGAGUACGGUGGUGGUGGCCGGGAGGGCCCGGCGUAAGGAGGAGGUUCUGGCCGAGGCCGCUGCCUUUGUGAGGCAGAACGGAGGGGAUCCUGGUGACCAGUUCCUGGUUCUGGCUCAUUGUAAGAUCCAGUUUGGAAAACACCAGAACCAGAGGUUCCGCUGGCUGCUGGAGAACUCCCUGGGUUACGCGGUGUAGCUGGUCAGCAGCAUCACGGGGGAGGAGGAGAGGGAGGAGCCGCUGUCGGCCAGCAAACACCUGUUUCUCAGGUACACCUCCCAGAUCAGGGAGAUAGGGGAGGCUGUGGAGGUGUAUGGGAAGAAGCAGGCCUUGCUCCAGGAGGCCCAGAGGAGCGGUGACUCUGGGUGUUUGAUGGUGGAGUUUGGCGACUUCAAGGGCAGGUCCAUGAAGGAGGUGUAUGAGGAGCCAGGCAAGGAGGCCCAGGCUCUGGUCACCUACCUGAAGACAGCAAAGGCCAGGCCAAACACCAACAUGGCCCUUUUCAAGGACUAUGUGCUGAAGAGGCAGGCUUCAGCUGUAGCCCACCUGCCCACUGUGACAGCUCCUUCCUCCUCCUCCUCCUCCGCUGCCACUCCACCUGCUGCCGCUCCACCUGCUGCCG